Molecule: messenger RNA, 774 nt
Organism: Entamoeba dispar SAW760
Lineage: Eukaryota; Evosea; Mastigamoebida; Endamoebidae
Exons: 2
Coding region: 1-774 (257 amino acids)
Source: RefSeq, a predicted model, not a curated record
AUGAAAAGACGAACAACUGAUGCAAAAGAUGAAAAACAUAUUGAAGCCAAAGACGUAUCUAAAAUUCUUGAUGUACUUUCAGACUCUAUUGAAAGAAAAAUGUAUUGGCACCGGAUAGUAAGAAAACUCAAAGAAUGUUUAACUGUUUAUAACUUAUGCGAUAAGAAGAAACUGAUAACUGAUGAGACUCAACAGCAAUAUCUAAGAGUCGUUGAAAAAUUGAUGACAAAUGAACCAAACGAAAAUAUUUGUGAAGUGGUUGGUGAUGAAAUAUCCUUAAUUGAAACAAUGCAGUCUUAUUGUAUAUCAUUUGUACAACCUCAAAUUGCUACAAAGUAUAGUCAAAUCUUAAAAUAUAAACAAAUUCUCUCUCAAGAUGCCUUUGAAUUUGGAAAAGGUAUUACUUCUUCUAUUGAAAAUAUUAAAUCAAUUUCUUCUUCUCUCAAAAAGGCACGUUUAACAAAUGAAACUGGAGAAUUUGAUAAAGCAACAAUACUCAAUCAAGAGGUUAUUUCAACACUUACUUUAACUUUUAAAAUUCUCAUCAACGAAUUAAAAAAUAAACCAACAAAAAGGGUUUGGGGAAAAAUAUCAACUAAACCGUUUGUUAAAAUAUGUGAAGAAAAUCCCCAGUUAUGGAAUGAUGAACAAAAAGAGUUACUUUUAGAGUUGUCAGAAAUUAUUUCAAAUAAAUAUUCAGAAAAACAAAAACCAAGCUCUUACGAAGAGGCAUUAACUAAAUGGAAUCAAGCUGAAAUAAGAAUGAAUAAAUAA